Molecule: messenger RNA, 2778 nt
Organism: Aethina tumida (small hive beetle)
Lineage: Eukaryota; Metazoa; Arthropoda; Insecta; Coleoptera; Nitidulidae
Product: beta-1,4-glucuronyltransferase 1
Exons: 6
Coding region: 390-1754 (454 amino acids)
Source: RefSeq, a predicted model, not a curated record
UUCAGUGUAUCCUGUUCAGCUGUGGGUUUGACCGCUGCACAAGAAAUCACUUUCCUAAAACCCAACAAUUGCAAUUAAUUGUUUAUGACAUUCGUACGGUUUUCGACUGUGCCGUGUAUUAGUUCCGUUUUUUCAGUUGCUUGUGCUUGCCGUGCGGUUGUUUCAGUUGAUGGUUGAUCGUUGGCUGGCUGCAAAAAGGAGAGGCCCACCAAUAAAACAGAUCCUACAACGCCGAUAUGAAACAGUUACAAACUGCCAAAUCUACAUGAGCAAUUGGAAUGUUGCAAAUUCGCUACUACCUAAACGUUCGACCACCAGGCCGCAAAAAGCAUUGAGUUAUCGCGUACCUCAUUAAACCGCACCCCGGACAAAACCGAGACCAGUUCAAAAUGUAUCACAACAGAAAAAUACUGCUGACGUUGUUAGGCGUGUGUUCGAUGUUCAUAAUAUUUGCGCACGUGGUGUCGAACAACGGCGUCCCGGUCAUCAGAGAGAUGCAACAGUCGGGCAGGAACCUGGCCAGCCUGGACUCCAACACGCUGCCCAUCGUCCAGGACGACGGCACGGACGUGAAAACGGAGAAGGCCCCGGACGAUGCGGCGAACGUUGAGAAACGGGUCGAGAGGACGAUGUACGACCGAGUGUUGGACGUGGUGAAGUGCAUGGACAGGCCGAUGGUGCCGAAGACGCAGCAGCGUGGCGACUAUUGGGUGCUCUACAAUUACAUCACGGCGAAUAGACGGUUCAGGUGCCACGAAAGUGUCACGUACACCACACACGCGGACUAUUCCUUCAUGGAUAACAUAGUGCCAUUGUUGGAGAGGUGGCGCGGCCCGAUCAGCAUUGCCAUCCAUGCGCCCGGUACCGAUUUCGAGAACACCAUCGAAUCCAUCGGUUACCUGAGAGACUGCACCGAUCCCCUGGUCAAGGAGUUCGUCACUUUUCACGUGUAUUUUAGCACCAAACACGUGCCCAAAGUGGUACCAAAACAUGAGAAAGUACUGAACGAGCCGUACAACUGUUCGAUACCGCCGCCGUACGCGAACGUCUCCUCCGAUCAGAUGUACAAGACGCAGAAGAAUCUCCUCUACCCGGUGAACGUCGGCAGGAACGUGGCGCGGGAAAUGGCCCAAACCCACUUCAUCCUCCCGUCCGACAUUGAACUGUAUCCUAGUCCUAAUUUAAUCACUAAGUUCCUAACCAUGGUGGCCGAGAACAAGGGCCCGUUGCUCGGCAAGAACCCCAAGGUUUAUCCGCUGCAUCUGUUCGAAGUCAGUGCCAAUCAACAGAUCCCCGAGAGCAAGACGCAGCUGAAGGAGAUGCUGGGGAACGGUACUGCGAUACCGUUCCACAAGAACCUGUGCCCGAGCUGCCACAACAUCCCGAAAGCGAAAGAGUGGCAGAACGCGGACGAAACGGUGGGACUGCACGUGUUCCACGUGGGCAAAAGGAACGGGAAGUUCAUCCAUUGGGAACCUAUAUUCAUCGGGACCCACAGCGAUCCUCUCUACGACGAGAGGUUGAGUUGGGAGGGCAAGAGCGACAAAAUGACCCAGGGUUACGCACUGUGCGUGAUGGAUUAUGAUUUUCUGAUAUUGGACAACGCAUUCCUGGUCCACAAACCGGGAAUAAAGUUGUAUAAAAAGGAUUCGCGUCGCGCCACGCUCUCCGCAAAAACCAAUCAGUUGAUCAAAAAGAUCAUCUACCCCGAACUAAAGGUCCUCUAUGGCAUAAAGAAAGGCUGUGCUGUGUAAAUUAUUAUGAAUUUUUAGCCAUAUUAUAGUAAAUCAGUGUACUAUUUGUGCAGUAAUUUUAAGGGUUUUCUGUUAAAUAAGAAUGUGAUUUAUUUUAAUAAUUUAUUAGCACCGUACCACCGAAAUUACACUACACGACUUGUUCAGUUGUUUCAAGAAUUUGUAUACAUAGCUUUAAUGUUUUAUACAGUAAGGUAUAAUUUUUGCCAAACAACUAGAAAAUAAUGAACGAUAUAUUUUACGAUUGAAUCGCUUGCUUAGACUGUGACUUGACUUGAGACUCGUAUAUAUAUAUACUUUAGACUACCAAUUAUAAUAUUUUUAUUAUUUAAAAGCAACUGCAUAUUAAUACAAUAUGUAUUUUGUUGAUUUGCUCAUUUAUGAACCCGCAGCGUAAGAUGUGAUUAAGUUUAUUACCUAUAUAAUGUUAAAUUAUAUUGUAAAGUCAUGCUUAUGUGUUAAGAGAUUCUUAUGGGUAAUUCUAAAGUAAAGUACCUAUAGAUGUAUUUGUUUUGCCAUAAUAUAUAGACACUAUUGUAUUGAUGUGUAAUCAUAUAUUUUCUAUUGGAGAUUAUCAAGAAUCUAACAUGUACAAAUUAUACUUAAAGAUUGUUUAAAAUUUAGACAACCACCAAAGGUUUUUUACUGUUAUCGUUUGGCUGUACACUGGAAUUGACGCUAAAUUUUAAACACCUUUUUUUAGUAUUAUUUUUUGAUCAAUUUCUGAUAGAUUUACAAUUUUAAUCCUAAUAUUUACGACUGGUUUAAAAGUCUGGAUUAUUUAUUUACAGAAAUUAUAGAUAUUUUUGUUUGCUCACAAUUUUACUUCAAAAAGUAAAAUCCCAACGUACUUAGAAGAACAUAUUUAGUAUUAAGAUGUAUUAUUUAUUGUAUUUUUUGUUUUAUUUUUGCUGUAUUAGCAUUGAUUGUGCCUUACCAAGUCAAUCUGGUGAUGAAGAUAUAUAAACAAUACUUUUAUACAACUAUAUUAAACUAAAGUUUCAAAUAAAAACUAAGUACUUAA